Insectozyma verbasci is the source of this 765-nucleotide messenger RNA. NCBI's taxonomy places the organism in Eukaryota, Fungi, Ascomycota, Pichiomycetes, Serinales, Debaryomycetaceae. The record is from the annotation of a GenBank genome assembly.
AUGUUUUUAACAAGAAGUGAAUAUGAUCGUGGUGUAUCUACAUUUUCACCAGAAGGAAGAUUAUUUCAAGUUGAAUAUUCAUUAGAAGCUAUAAAAUUAGGAUCAACAGCUAUAGGUAUAUCAACAAGUCAAGGUGUAAUAUUAGGAGUUGAAAAGAGAGUAACAUCAUCAUUAUUAGAAUCAUCAUCAAUUGAAAAAAUUGUAGAAAUAGAUCAUCAUAUUGGUUGUGCAAUGUCUGGUUUAACAGCAGAUGCAAGAUCAAUGAUUGAUCAUGCUAGAGUAUCAAGUUUAACUCAUAAUUUGUAUUAUGAUGAAGAUAUUAAUGUUGAAAGUUUAACACAAAAUGUUUGUGAUUUAGCUUUAAGAUUUGGUGAAGGUGCCAGUGGUGAAAAAAGAUUAAUGAGUAGACCAUUUGGUGUUGCUUUAUUAAUUGCAGGUUAUGAUGAAAAUAAAGGUCCACAAUUAUAUCAUGCUGAACCAAGCGGUACUUUUUAUAGAUAUGAAGCUAAAGCAAUUGGUUCUGGUUCUGAAGGUGCUCAAGCUGAAUUAAACAAUGAAUAUCAUAAAUCUUUAACAUUGGAAGAAGCUGAAUUAUUAGCUUUAAAAAUAUUAAAACAAGUUAUGGAAGAAAAAUUAGAUUUUAAAAAUGCUCAAUUAGCUAGUGUUACAAAAGAAGAAGGGUUUAAGAUCUAUGAUGAUAAGAAAACUGAUGAAAUUAUAAAAAAAUUAAAUGAACAAUCAACUGAUGAAGAAAUGCAGCAUUAA